CCCGGAAGUGGGUGUGAGCUUGAAGCGACGGUGGAGAACAACCGAGGGGAUCCGGUGUGGGACAUGCGAGCGGCGCUGCGCCUGGCUGUGGUGGCUGUCCCCAUGGGAGUGCUGCUGUCCCGGACCAUGGCCUGGAUGUCCAGCGGGAAGACACAUCCAGAGCUCAUCUCCAGGCUCAGGGAUCACGGAGUAAUCCGCUCCGACAGAGUGUUCGACGCCAUGCUGGCUACAGACAGAGGGCUGUACUCCAGAGACUACCCGUACGCAGACUCUCCUCAGUCCAUAGGUUACCGGGCGACCAUCAGUGCACCGCACAUGCACGCUCAUGCUUUAGAGCUGCUCAGUGACAAACUGACUGAAGGGGCGUCUGCGCUGGACGUGGGCUCCGGGAGCGGAUACCUCACCGCCUGCUUCGCAAGAAUGACGGGACCCAGUGGGAGAGUGGUUGGCAUCGAACACAUCGACGAGUUGGUUCAGAUGUCCAUAAAACACGUGCAGGCCGACGACCCCGAGCUGCUGUCCUCCGGACGCAUCAAGCUCAUCGUGGGAGACGGACGGCUUGGCUACCCAGACGGAGCGCCGUAUGACGCCAUUCAUGUCGGUGCAGCUGCUGCUACGGUGCCCAAGGCUCUCCUGGAGCAGCUGAAGCCCGGCGGGCGCCUGGUCCUCCCCGUGGGCCCCGACGGCGGCAGUCAGGUGCUGGAGCAGUACGACCGGCAGAGCGACGGCACCUUCCUGAAGAAAGCGCUGAUGGGCGUGGUCUACGUUCCCCUCACUGACAAGCGGCACCAGUGGCCCGGAGGUGAGCUCUGACCUGCAGUGUGGUUGCCCCUGCAGGAGGUGGCGCUGGUGCUGCGUCUCCGGGCCUCCUUAGCUGCGCUUCCUGCUGGGAUGGACUGUCGCCUAGCAACGUAGAAGGAGGAUCAUAUUGCUCUCUGUUUACUUGAGCAGAUCGUCUUCCCAGAACACCAAAACUAUGAGUCACUGAAUAAAUGACCACGAGUCCAGUGAUUGGUCUCUUCCCAGAAUCCUCGGAGGCAGGGAUUGACAUGGUGGACAACAGCAGGCGUAAACAGUGUGAUUGUGGGGAAUAACCGAGACGCAUUCGGACGGCUUGUUUGUCGAAGAGCAGCAGGAUGUUUGAAGAGAGUUUAAAUAAAUGUUAUAAUUAUGUUUGAUCCGAUGGAAAUAUUUGUUCCGAAUGAAGAGACACAUGAGACGAAGUCCAGAGCAAGCCAAGGAGUUUCAAUAAACAUGACAAAGUAAUAUUUAUUUUGUGGUCAGAAAGCCUCCUGCAGUUUUCUUAUACUGUCUGUAUAGAAAAAGUUUAGUUUGACUUUGUUGGUGUGGAGAAAAAAAGUGCCAAAAUAAUGAAUAAUUUGGGGCAUUUUUAAAUAAUAGGACUAUUGUAAUUAUGUGCAUACCUGAUUUGUAAAUAAAAUUCACUCUAU
Salarias fasciatus (jewelled blenny) is the source of this 1451-nucleotide messenger RNA. It is a transcript of the gene pcmtl, whose product is annotated as l-isoaspartyl protein carboxyl methyltransferase, like. NCBI's taxonomy places the organism in Eukaryota, Metazoa, Chordata, Actinopteri, Blenniiformes, Blenniidae. Gene Ontology annotation, biological process: protein modification process. The transcript is spliced from 9 exons. Gene Ontology annotation, cellular component: cytoplasm. The record is from RefSeq and is a predicted model, not a curated record. The coding region runs from base 64 to 813 and encodes 249 amino acids. Gene Ontology annotation, molecular function: protein-L-isoaspartate (D-aspartate) O-methyltransferase activity.